CGCGCCGCCGCCUGCCGCGUCCCCGGCCAGCCUCGCAGCCCCGUGGUCUGCUAGCGGCUAGCCACAGGUUGGGCGCCUCCUCCUCUUCUUGGUGCGUUUCUUAUUAGAUACGCUGGUUCAUGAGUUUAUUAUUCAAAUCCUUGAAUCGAAUCGAAUGCAUUGAUGGAUGAUCUUGCUGGUUUGGUUUGAAGAUGAGAUACCCCCUCUAUGAUUUCGGUCCUAGUCUGUCAUGCUUUGCGGAAUGGUGGUGGUGUCUGCCAUGAAUCAAGUGCUUGAACACAUGUGGAUGAGAAGCCGCUAAGCCUUCAAGUGCUGGAACACAUUGUUCUUGUACUCUGUACUCAGUACCUUCAAAAUACUCUGUUUCAUGGAAUGAUAUUUUUUCAUCUUGCUAAAACUUAAGAAAAACAAGUAACAUGCAUGAAUCGAAUACUCUAAGGUUCAGCUCCCUCCAUGUGUUGGAUACCAUUAAAUCUGCUCUCUUUGUACCCUACAUAUCUGGCACCAUUUUUAGGGUGAGUGAUGAUCUUUAGUGUGCAUUUUGUUGCUGUGGCUGGCGCCGUUCUGCUGAGUCCAAGGCCGAUUAAGUUUUAGAUCAUGUGAUUUAUUUUCCUACAUGGCUGAUUCAUCAGAUAAGCUUCCCUGUGCCUCCUAAAUUGAUUACCAGGUCACUGCCCUGGCAAUUUGUCCAAAUAAUUGCAUAACAGAAAAUGUUGUUGCAUAUAACAGAUAAAAGAUAUUGUUUUCUUUCAUAGAUGGUUUUAUCUAUCCGGUUGAAGUGGAAUAGUCAGCUAGCUAUUUUAAGCAGGAGACUUUCCUAGUUCUACCUCAGAUCAAAUAUCCAUUUGUGCCUUAGUUGGAUGCUAUAAUUGUUUCUUUUUUGUCCUAUAAAGCUUAUAACUUUCUCAUGCAUUUUCACCCUGUCAGCAGGGUUGAAAAACAAAUAACUCCACACCUUUUGUGUUGGUCCUACACACUGACAUACUGUUUGGAUCCUUGUUUUUAGAAUCCGUGAUGAUGUGUUACGAAUUUACUGCUUCGAGACUGGUUUGUACACUGUUGUACUUCUCUACUCUGUAUUUGUUCCCACAGGGUUAUUAUAGGAAAUGCAGUCAUGCUGUGCUUCUCUAGCCAAUAAGCCUUUGUUGCUCCUGUUCACUUGCAGCGGAGAGACCAGGAGCCAUGGUGAUCCCUCCACCAGCAAGGGCAGCUAGAGUCACCCGUUUCCUCAAGCCCUACCUGUUGAGGAUGCAUUUCUCAAACAAGUAUGUAUCUGCUCAGGUCGUCCACACCCCAACAGCAACUGUUGCAUGUUCUGCAAGCUCGCAGGAGAAGCUGUUGAGACCAAACAUGGAGUCGACCCGCGACGUCGCAGCAGCUGCAAAGAUUGGAAAGUUGCUCGGCGAGCGCCUGCUCCUCAAGGGAAUACCUGCAGUGUCCAUCCACAUGAAGAGAGAACAAAAGUACCAUGGGAAAGUGAAGGCCGUUAUAGAUUCAGUCAGAGAAGCUGGAGUCAAACUGUUGUGAUUGCGAUGUUGAAAACAUUGGACUUAGCAUUUGUGCAAUGGCUGAGCUGUAAUUUUUAAGUGUUUAUCAAUGCAAAAUGGCUGGACGUUGCUGUUCUGAAAUUCUGGGCCAAUUGUUACUCAGGUCAAUAAAGGACUUUGUUUGGACUUGAUGCAUUGUUUCCUUUGUGUAUUUGCGUGCGGCAUGGACCAGGAAUGUUAUACAUAUGAAUAUAUCGCUGUUUUCAUUUUUUAGGCAGU
This is a messenger RNA of Zea mays, 1766 nucleotides long. RefSeq names its product 50S ribosomal protein L18. Lineage: Eukaryota; Viridiplantae; Streptophyta; Magnoliopsida; Poales; Poaceae. The coding region runs from base 1183 to 1527 and encodes 114 amino acids. The record is from RefSeq and is marked validated. Gene Ontology annotation, molecular function: 5S rRNA binding; structural constituent of ribosome. Gene Ontology annotation, biological process: translation. Gene Ontology annotation, cellular component: ribosome. The transcript has a single exon.